Bombyx mandarina (wild silkworm) is the source of this 690-nucleotide messenger RNA. Its product is annotated as ciliary microtubule associated protein 1B. Gene Ontology annotation, cellular component: cytoskeleton. Lineage: Eukaryota; Metazoa; Arthropoda; Insecta; Lepidoptera; Bombycidae. The record is from RefSeq and is a predicted model, not a curated record.
AUGGCAAAAAAACCUUUAGGGCCCGGCCCCGGCGCGUACCUGCUGCCCACGACGGUCGGCCACCAGCAGCACGACCCAUCGCGCUACCGGAGCCCCAUGUACUCGUUCGGCGCGGCGGCGGGGCGGCGCAUACGCGCGCUGGGCCCCGGGCCCGCCUACCGCAUCGACCGGGUCACGCGGGACGGACUCGUGUCCGCGCCCGCCUGGAGCUUCGGCGCCAGGUUUCCGUCGCGCGCGGCUACUCGCGCCCCAGGGCCGGGCUCGCACGCUCCCGAGCGCUGCCCCCCGAUGAAGGACCCCCGCGCUCCUGCCUACUCCAUGGGCGCUCGACUCGGCUUCGCACCGAGACGGGCCGGGCCCGCGCCUAACGCCUACGCGCUCAAACUAGGCUCUGGCUCGCCGGCUUAUACCAUGGGCGCUCGGGUCGGGUUCCAAGCUAAAGCCAAGUCUCCGGGACCUGCGGUCUACUUCCAGAGGGACGCUAACGUAUACAGGACGAAACCGCCAAUGUACUCGCUGGGCGCGCGACUGGGGGCGGCGCUGCGCGGGGCCCGCACCCCCGGGCCCGCCGCCUACCCGCCCAACCUGUACAAUACUAAAAAGAACCCGUACGCGUAUUCAUUUGGGACGAAGCACGCGGACUGGGCGCCGCCGAUGAUCAUCCGGGAAGACACCAUGGACUGUCUGUAG